AUCUUCAUUCCUGCUGCGUUAAAGCCAAAACACUCUCCCCAUUUUAAUCCGUACACACCCAUCCAUCCUCUCACGCCGCGUAUCGUUCGCGCAAGAACAGAUCACUAUGGCAACCCCCCCGGUAGUGAACUUCAUAACGGGCAACGCCAACAAGCUGCGCGAGGUGAAGCACAUCCUGGAGCCGGCGAUCACGGUGAACUCGCAGGAGGUAGAUCUGCCGGAGCUGCAGGGGACGGUCGAAGAGGUGACGCUGGAGAAGUGCCGGGUGGCGGCGCAGAAGAUCGGGGGCCCCGUGCUGGUCGAGGACACGUGCCUGUGUUUCAAUGCGCUGAACGGGCUGCCAGGUCCUUACAUCAAGUGGUUCAUGAAGUCGAUUGGCCAUGAGGGCUUGAACAACCUUUUGGUGGUGUAUGAGGACAAGUCGGCAAAGGCAGUCUGCACGUUCGCCUUCUCCAAGGGACCGGGGCACGAGCCCAUCCUCUUUCAAGGCAUCACAGACGGCAAGAUUGUUCCCGCAAGAGGACCAACCUACUUUGGCUGGGACCCAAUCUUCGAAUAUGACGGGCAAACAUACGCUGAGAUGGACCAAGUUGAGAAGAACAAGAUCUCACAUCGGUAUAAGGCACUCGAGAAAGUGCGUGUCUGGGUGGAAAAUGGCAAGUAUUGAAACUCCUCAUGCCCCUGUAUGCAAACGCCAUUGCCAUGCUUUAACUUAUCAUGUACGCCACUAUUUAUGAGCCACCGAUCAC
Messenger RNA from Truncatella angustata, 749 nucleotides. Its product is annotated as inosine triphosphatase. Gene Ontology annotation, cellular component: cytoplasm. NCBI's taxonomy places the organism in Eukaryota, Fungi, Ascomycota, Sordariomycetes, Amphisphaeriales, Sporocadaceae. The transcript has 4 exons. Gene Ontology annotation, molecular function: nucleoside triphosphate diphosphatase activity. Bases 107 to 667 code for a protein of 186 amino acids. Gene Ontology annotation, biological process: nucleoside triphosphate catabolic process. The record is from RefSeq and is a predicted model, not a curated record.